Messenger RNA from Lasiodiplodia theobromae, 1710 nucleotides. Its product is annotated as Casc3 barentsz eif4aiii binding domain containing protein. The transcript has 3 exons. Gene Ontology annotation, cellular component: exon-exon junction complex. Gene Ontology annotation, molecular function: mRNA binding. The coding region runs from base 1 to 1710 and encodes 569 amino acids. The record is from RefSeq and is a predicted model, not a curated record. NCBI's taxonomy places the organism in Eukaryota, Fungi, Ascomycota, Dothideomycetes, Botryosphaeriales, Botryosphaeriaceae. Gene Ontology annotation, biological process: mRNA processing.
AUGGCCCCUCCUCGUCGGGCCAUUGUCAGACGGCGCAGGCGCGAUGCUGAGGAGGCUACCGAAGAUGAGCGCGGAGACUCGCAGAGCGAGGCCUCGUUCUUGACUGACGAGGAUGCCGACGCCGACGCCAGCGAUCUCAGCGAGAGCGAAUCUGUCGCCACGAGGAACGGAGUCCAGCGGCCGCCAAACGGCCAGGCCGCAGCGCCGCCUGCUCCAGCGAGCGCCGGCCCAAUGACCGACACCGAGGCCAUGAUGAACGGGCUGAAGAUAUCGCACGAUGCCGACGCAGUAGACUUCGAGUCGCUGCCCGCCGAGCCCCAGGCACCGGACGCGCCUGCCCAAGACGCACCCGACGGCACCCAGCCUGCACCCGCGAAGCAGGAGACAUUGGCAGAGCGCCGCCGGCGAGAACAUGAGGAGUACAAGAAAAAGAGGGACGAGGACCCGGCCUUCAUUCCCAACCGCGGCGCCUUCUUCAUGCACGACCACCGUUCGCAAGGCGCCGGCUCCAACGGCUUCAAGCCGUACGGCAGAGGGCGAGGCCGCGGACGUGGAGUCGUCGGCGGCCCGUACUCGCCUGCAGGCAUCAUGGCCCGCGAGGAGGCCGCAACCAGCGCUCCCUGGACCCACGACCUGCACGAGACCCUCGAGGAGCCCGCCCCUCAUCGUCAAUCAAAUCCGCCGGUCGAUACCUCGUCAAACCAGCCCGCCAAUGACUCACAAUGGUCGAAGCCGCCCGCUCCCAACGCCAAGACGCCUCCGGUCAAGUCGUUCUCGUCGACAAAACUGGUGGGGAACGCCCGAGUACGACUGUUUAUCCCUGGCAUGCAGGCUCCCAUACACUUUGCUGGCGUCCCGAUCAAGGAAUACACCAAACUCCCGAACCACCGUUCCAUCAUGUCGAGGCCCCCAGGAGGACCCGUUGACAACCGGCCUGUCGUUCGUCUUCCUCCCGGAAGUCAGCCGUUCCCUGGAUCUGGACCGCCCAGCCACCCACCAUCUGUUCAAGGAGGAGCAACGCCCGUUGUCAACAUGCCGCCACCGCCUGGAGCUCCCAUGCAGCAAAGACCACCGUUCAGAGAGAGCUGGGGCGGUCCUCUGCCCAUGCAUCAACCAAAGCCUCAGAAGACGGUGUCUGUUGCGGGUAUCGAAUCACCAGCAAAUCUGGCCGUUCAUGCACCGCAACAGCAGGAACAACAGCCAUUCCACCAACAAGUGCCGCAGCACGUCAAUGGGGCGCCGCCACCUGUAUAUCCCUCAAACGUCUCCACAGGCACGCCUUUAUCAAACAUCCCGGAGCGCGGGGUCCAAGCACAGCCAUUCCAGACUUUCCAGCCUGGUUAUGCGCCGCAAGGGUUCGCGCCACCGACGUACUACUAUCCCCCGCCAGCAGGAGCCCCGCAAUACCCUGCGGGCGCGGUCGUCCCGAUGUAUAUGCCCAACCCUCAGCAGGGUGCUUACGCAGUACCUGCCGGCUCAAUGCCUGCUCCUGCCGCACCGGUAACGACUGCGCAGGGACAGAUGGUGGCGCACGAACAGAAUGGCAUGGUGUACUACUUCGACCCGUCGCAAAUCUAUGCGCCGGUUGAGGGAUAUCCGCCAGCAAGCUACACGGUGCCUGGAAUGGGCGGCAUGAUGACCCCCAGCCCGGAUGGCUAUUACUACCCACAAAUGCCUCAAGGCGGGAUGGUAUACUAUCCCACGCAAUGA